CACUCAGACCUUGCAACCCGACUCGAGGAAGAGGACGACUGGGGCGUCUGGCCUCUUAAGCCAGACCACUAUCGAGCGCCAGAGGUGAUACUAGGUAAUGUAUGGCGAAUGCCCGCGGAUAUUUGGAACCUUGGUUUUUUGUUGUGGGAUAUGAUCGAAGGCGAGGAGCUAUUUCGGCAUAUCCAUGAUUAA
Molecule: messenger RNA, 192 nt
Organism: Penicillium diatomitis
Lineage: Eukaryota; Fungi; Ascomycota; Eurotiomycetes; Eurotiales; Aspergillaceae
Exons: 2
Biological process (GO): protein phosphorylation
Molecular function (GO): protein kinase activity; ATP binding
Source: RefSeq, a predicted model, not a curated record